CAGACCCAAACCCAAACACAACAGAGAUUCUUUUAUCCAUCUUUCCCCUUCAUUCUCACGUACUCCUCCUUUAUUUCUUUUCUUUCUUCCUUUCUUUUUCGUUUCAACAAAAACCCUAAUGCCUUUUUGUUUUCGCGUUUGAAUUUUGAAUUUGCGCUACAUCUGUUGCUUUCUCUUCGGUCCGGAGGCAGCAAUCAAAUUAUCUUUCAGCCAACGAUUCUUAGGUUAACUUUCUCCACUCCAGGAAAAAAUGCGGGCGAAGAUUGGGGAACAAGGUCGGUAGGUUGGUAGGUAGGUCCUGGCUACUGCUCUGGUGAUUCGAUCUGCCGGCGAGGCUGAGCAAAAGAGGGAUAGACGAAAAUGGCCAAUUUGGAUUUGCAGAUGAACCCCCAGAUGGAGCAGAUCCACGGCGAAAUCCGUGACAAUUUCCGAGCUCUUGCAAAUGGUUUCCAGAAACUGGAUAAGAUUAAAGACUCUAAUAGACAGAGUAAACAGCUGGAGGAACUUACAGGGAGGAUGAGAGAAUGUAAAAGAUUAAUCAAAGAGUUUGAUCGUGAAAUUAAAGAUGAGGAAAGCAAAAAUCCUCCCGAGGUUAACAAGCAACUCAACGAUGAGAAGCAAUCCUUGAUCAAAGAGCUGAAUUCAUAUGUGGCGUUAAGAAAGACGUAUAUGAGCAGCCUUGGUAAUAAGAGGGUGGAACUCUUUGAAGGGGGUGCAGGUGCUACUGAUCCUACAGCUGAUGACAAUGUUCAAAUGGCAUCAGCAAUGUCAAAUCAGGAGCUUAUUAAUGCUGGGACGAAGACAAUGGAUGAGACUGAUCAGGCAAUUGACCGCUCCAAACAGGUUGUUGCACAAACAAUUGAAGUGGGGACCCAAACAGCUGUUACACUAAAAGGCCAAACUGAGCAAAUGGGCCGAAUAGUUAAUGAGCUUGAUACAAUUCAGUUCUCCAUCAAGAAAGCCUCCCAGCUUGUGAAGGAGAUUGGUAGGCAGGUGGCUACAGAUAGAUGCAUCAUGCUUUUUCUAUUUCUCAUUGUCUGUGGCGUCAUUGCCAUAAUUAUUGUGAAGAUUGUGAAUCCGAAUAACAAAAGCAUCAGGGACAUCCCUGGCUUGGCUCCUCCAGCCCCCACAGCGAGGAGACUGUUGUUUAGCAAGACCGAGUGAAUGUUUCAAGGUCGGCGUCCCUACCACCGAUGGGGGAUAGUUUUAACCUGGCUUGAUUGUUCAUGUUGAUGCGGGAGAAGAGGAGAUGAAGAUGAGUGAUGGUUUUUCUGCCACCCUGUUGGUUUUCCAGAUUAAUCUAUUCUUGUGUGAGAUGGAUGUGCAUAUCAUGUUUGCCAUUUUCUUAUGUAAAUCAUAUGUUCACAGUUCAGGCUUUAUUGCCUUGGUACCACCCUUUUUGUUUAUUAUUGAAUGCGAUAUUUCUUUCGUAAACUAUCGUCCCGAGUCUGUUGUAUUGCUAGAAAGGAAUAAUAUUAGCCUGUGAUGUCGUCUACCA
Diospyros lotus (date-plum) is the source of this 1498-nucleotide messenger RNA. Its product is annotated as novel plant SNARE 13. Lineage: Eukaryota; Viridiplantae; Streptophyta; Magnoliopsida; Ericales; Ebenaceae. Gene Ontology annotation, molecular function: SNARE binding; SNAP receptor activity. Bases 361 to 1164 code for a protein of 267 amino acids. The record is from RefSeq and is a predicted model, not a curated record. Gene Ontology annotation, cellular component: ER to Golgi transport vesicle membrane; endoplasmic reticulum membrane; late endosome membrane. Gene Ontology annotation, biological process: retrograde vesicle-mediated transport, Golgi to endoplasmic reticulum; vesicle fusion. The transcript is spliced from 10 exons.